UUUCCAGGUUGGAGGACCAGGAGCACCUGCAGGCUGGAAUAUUUUCACUGGACCGAGUUCAAACUGUGGAGGGAAGGAGAGAAAAAAAGUCGGAGGCAGCGGCAUUACGACAUUCUUUCUGCUGGAAAAAGAAAAAAGUGGGAUUUAAAGAAGUUUCUUAGAAGAUCUGCAGCAGAAAGUCCCGACCAGCUCCCGGUUCUGUCCGGUUCGUUCUGCCGCACCAUGACACGGACACAUGACGGAGGGAAGCACCGGGACCUGCAGCCUCCGGACUGUCCGCUGGAGAAGCUUUUCCUCAGAGGAUGAAGGUUCUGCUGCUCUAAUUCCGACCUUCACACCAUGAAGCCGCUCCCAGAGCUUUAGGAUGAAACUAGCGAGGCGCGUUUUCCUCCUGCUCAGCUGCUGGACUCUGCUCGACCCGCGUCCCGUCCUCGGUUCCCUCAGCCGGAGCAGACCGACAGACCGACACCUCCACCGACCCGGAGACGGAGAGCAACCCCGGGGAGAACCGGCGGAGGAGCCGGCGGGACGUGGAGACCGGCGCCGGUGCGGAUUACGAGAAUCCGCGCGGGUCCGCCGUUACUUAAAGAACCGAGCGCUCGGUUUGGGGCGCAAAGAGGCUGCGCGCUCCUGGCCGCCCGCCGGGGCUGCGCACGGUGAAGCCCCCGCAGCUCUGAACGCGCAUGCAGCCGGUAGAGGAACCGGAGCUGCUGCUGCUGGAGGCGGAGGAUCACCGGGGAAAAGUUCCGGUAAAGUGGCCACCAGAGCAGCCGCCCAGAGAGCCGCCGGUGCGCAGCAGCAGAGCGCGGCUCCGGUGGCGCAGCGCGGAAACACCGGCAGCAGCGGCGGCAAGGCACCGAAGCCGAGCCACCGGGAGGCGCAGCAGAAGCAGCCGCUGGUGGUUCCUCACGACUACAUGCUGUCGCUGUACUGGUCUCUGAGCACCGGGGAGCUGAACGGCAGCGCGCUGCACGACGCGGGUCUGGCCAACACCGUGACCAGCUUCGUGGAUAAAGGACAAGAUGAUCGAGGGCCUCAGCUGCGACGGCAGAAGUAUCUCUUCAACAUCAGCUCUCUGGAGCGCGAUGGGCUGCUGGGGGCGGAGCUUCGUAUCCUGAGGAAGCGUCCGUCGGACCCCCGGUGGGCCGACGGAGGCUCCACCUGGCUGAAGCUGCUCACCUGCUCAGGUAAACAGAAGACGAUGCUGCUGCAGACCAGGACGCUGGAGGACCUGCAGGGCUUCGGCGGCCGCUGGGAGGUGUUCGAUGUCGGGAAGUUCUUCAAAACGUCCAGGCAGCAGCCGGAAAAGCAGCUGUGUCUGGAGCUGGAGGCUGUGGAGCUCCGCGGCGGACGCCCGGUCGACCUGCGCUUGCUGGGCUUCUCCCGCCUCAGCCGGACCAACAAGGAGAAGGCCUUCUUUCUGGCGUUCGGCCGGAGCAAGAAGCACGACCUCUUCUACAACGAGAUCAAGGCUCGGUCCGGCCACGACAACAAGACCGUCUACGAGUAUCUGUUCACGCAGCGGAGGAUGCGACGAGCUCCAGCAGCCAGAGGUGCCAAGAAACCGCCACCUCCUCCUCCACCUCCACCACCACCUCCUCCACCGCCGCCGCAGACCCUCCCCCAGCACCAGGCGGUGAAGACCAGGCCUCGCUGCCACCGACGGCGACUCCACGUCAACUUCAAGGAGAUGGGCUGGGACGACUGGAUCAUCGCGCCGCUGGAGUACGACGCCUUCCACUGCGACGGCGCCUGCGACUUCCCCAUCCGCUCACACCUGGAGCCCACCAAUCAUGCCAUCAUCCAGACGCUCAUCAACUCCAUGGACCCUGAUUCGACGCCGCCCACCUGCUGCGUGCCGACCCGCCUCAGCCCCAUCAGCAUCCUCUACAUCGACUCGGCCAACAACGUGGUGUACAAGCAGUACGAGGACAUGGUGGUGGAGUCGUGCGGCUGCAGGUAGCAGCGAGAAACGCUCGUUCACGUUACGACCCCGAACUGGAGCGCCGAGCGGACCGGACUCCUCGCUGCAUACCAGCGAUGGUGGAGACUAAACAGGACGGCGAGGCUCAGCAGCAUCUCUGAAACCGAUGAGUCACGUCGAUGUUGGAGCAGACAGAUAACAGAGACGCUAUCUGUCAGGAAAAGACUCCUCAGAUGUACAAAGUUGAAACAUUAAGUGAAUUAUACUCAGAAAUGCCCUUUUUUCCAGCACUUAUCUGAUGGAGUCUUGUGUAUCCUUGUUCUAAAGCAUGUGAGGAAUCUGUGAUGUAUAAAUACGGGCCAGUGAUGGAGUGCUCGUCUGACCUGCUCCAAAUGUGGGAAAGUUGAAUAAACUAGUCUUCAAUAAAAAAUGCCUAACUGACUGAGCUCCAAACUGCUAUCAGUGUGAACCUCAGACUAAACUAUCGGAGGAAUUUCUGGGUUUUUCAGAAGCCAAAAUUACAGUUUAACCCCAGAAUGACUGAUAAUCGUCUAGGUUAACAAACGGCUGCAAGUCUAGCUGAAGACAGGAGGAAAGGUAGAAGAAAAGAGCACUCAGUGGUAAAAACCAGAUGUAAAAUAGUUUAGAAGAGACUCACUAUGUCCAAAAGAAGAUGUAAUGUGACCAAUAAGACAUUUAUAAACGGUCAAACCAAGAUGCAACAUGACCAAAAGAACAAGCAUGAUGAACGAUAUGCAAAGUGACCAGAAAGGCAAUCAAAAUGUCCAAAACAAGAUGCAAAAGGUCCAAAAGGACAUCGGAAACAGCUAAAACAAGAUGUAAUAUAAUGAAAUGGAUGCUCAAAAUGUCCAACUCAAGAUGCAAAGUAACCAAAAAAUUACUAUGAAUAUCUGAAAAGACACUGAAAAUGUCGAUAACAAGAUGCAACAUGACUAAAAGGACACUGAAAAUGAACAAGCAUGAUGAACAAUAUGUAAGGUGACCAAAAAGACAAUCAAAAUGUCCAAAAUUAGACAUAAAACAACCAAAAAGACACGAAAAAUGCCCAAGACAAGAUGUAAAGUGAGAAAAAACUUGUAAAAUGUCCAAAAUAAGAUGCAAAAGGACUCUCAGAAAUACCUUAACCAAGCUAUAAAAUAAUGGAAAGGACACUGAAAAUGUUCAGAACAAAAUGCAAAAUGACCAAAAAGACACUGAAAAUGAACAGGCAUGAUUAACAAAGUGAACAAAAAGAAAAUAAAAUGUCCAAAACAAGACAUUGAACAACCAAAAUGAGAAACAACCAAAGGGACACUCAGAAUGUCCAAAACAAAUGCAAAGUGUCAAAAGGCUCGGAAAACGUCCAUAGUUGGACAUUAAAGGCCAAAAGGACACCGAAAAUGUCCAAAGCAAGACAUAAAACAACUAAACGACCAAAAGGACACUAAAAAAAACCUUAAACUAGAUGCAAAAGUAUGGAAUGGACACUCAAAAUGUACAAAACAAGAUGCAAAGGAACUAAAAAGACUUUAAAUGUCCAAAACAAGAUGAAAAACUACCGAAGGGACACUCAAUACGACCAAGAAAGGCACAGAAAGACACUCAAAGCAGCUAAAACAAGACGCAAAGCACUGAAGUAAACAAAAAACAGAUGCAAAGUGAUCUAAACUACACUCAAAAUCUCCAACCUAAGAUGCAAAACAACCAAAAAGAUGUUGAAACUGUUCAAGACGAGAUAUAAAGAACCAAACGGACACUGCAAAUGUCCAAAACAUGAUGCAAAAUUACCAAAAAAGAAAUGAAAACAUCCAAAAUAAGACGUAAAACAACCAAAAGGACAAAACGGACACUCAAAAUGUCCAAAAUUGGACAUUCAACAACCGAAAAGAUGCUGAAAAUGUCCAAACUAAAAUGCAAAAGUGAUCAAAAAGGCCCUCAAAAUCUAGAAAAUAAGGUGCAAAACAACCAAAAGGACAUUUAAGAGGUCCUAAAUCAGUUGUGAAGCAGCCAAAUGGACGCUGAGGACGUGUGAUCGUUGCAUAAACUGGUGUUUGGUAAAAUGAGCUCCAGACUUUCAUCAGACUAAACUUUGUGAGGAAUCUGUGAGAUUUUAAGAAUGAAGACGUCAUGUUCUCUGCUAAUGUAAUCACCGCUCUGAAUCUGGAUUAAAAUAACAUCCUGGAACAUUCCAGAGCUCAGCUGAUUAAACAUUCUCCGGUUGACAUGAAGCCGAUUGUUAUUUCCCUGAUUAAUGGUUCAUUUCAGCAAGAAUUUCUCUGGUGGCAGCUUCCUGCUGGUGGGAAUGUUUUUACCGUUUUCCAUUGAUUAUUAAAGAAGAUCCUUGAAGAUAAA
Acanthochromis polyacanthus (spiny chromis) is the source of this 4276-nucleotide messenger RNA. RefSeq names its product growth differentiation factor 5 (gene gdf5). Gene Ontology annotation, biological process: SMAD protein signal transduction; BMP signaling pathway. Gene Ontology annotation, molecular function: cytokine activity; growth factor activity. Lineage: Eukaryota; Metazoa; Chordata; Actinopteri; Pomacentridae. The record is from RefSeq and is a predicted model, not a curated record. Bases 365 to 1963 code for a protein of 532 amino acids. Gene Ontology annotation, cellular component: extracellular region. The transcript is spliced from 3 exons.